UCCAAACGUCAGACGCAAAUGUUGGAUCAUCGAAAUCAUCUAAAUUGCUUCGCACGUAAACAAAUCACAGAUUUUAGUGAAAUUUCAUGUGAAAUUUUCCAGUGAGCAAGGCACUGGUGCUCAUUGGGGCACGCAUUUCUACGGAGUCAAAGUGUGGCUCCAUCAGGAUCUGGAAUCAGUGCGACCUCAUUCGGUGUAUUUUGUGGAAUAAUUAAUAUCGCCCAAACGCAUUCGGGGAUUGAUUCGACUGGAAGAAGAAAACAUACUUUGCAAAAUUCCCGUACAUAAAUACAAACGUGAGAGCUGUCGAGCAUCGUUCGGUAAGAUAUCACAGAUGUUCGGGAUCAUAGCGGCUGAUGCUGAUGCCUGGUGAAAGAGUGAUUCACUGGUAAACCGUAGGUGUCCAGUGAUAGGUCCGACAGCUGUCGGUGCUUUGUCCGGAAGAGUCGUAUAGAAAAUCCCUCGAACACAAUGCUGACGCACAAAAAUAAUCAGGGCGGCCGGAAGAAGAUGCAAGUAUCGUUCGUGAUUCGGGACGCAGAAGAGAAACGGCACCGCAAUGGCGUAAACGCUCUCCAACUGGACCCGGUCAACGGGCGGCUUUAUUCGGCCGGCCGGGACGCAAUCAUUCGCGUGUGGAACUCGACCCAAACCAAUUCCCAGGAACCGUACAUCCAGAGCAUGGAACAUCACAACGAUUGGGUGAACGAUAUUGUGCUUUGCUGUGGUGGUAGAAAUUUGAUCAGUGCCAGCUGCGAUACGACGGUCAAAGUGUGGAACGCUCACAAAGGAUUCUGCAUGUCAACACUCAGAACACACCGAGACUACGUGCAGGCGUUGGCGUACGCAAAGGAUCUCGAACAGGUCGCAAGCGCAGGACUUGACAAAGCCAUUUUCCUGUGGGACGUGAACACACUGACAGCGCUGACCGCCUCAAAUAACACCGUUACAACGUCCAGUAUCUCUGGCUCGAAGGAUUCGAUCUACAGUCUAGCGAUGAAUCCCUCCGGAACGAUCAUCGUGAGUGGAUCCACUGAGAACACUCUUCGGAUUUGGGAUCCCCGGUCUUGUAAUAAAAUUGCGAAACUCAAGGGUCACACGGAGAACGUGAAGGCGCUUGUGGUUUCCGACGAUGGUACACAGGUUGUAUCGGGCAGUUCCGAUGGGAAGAUCAAACUGUGGAGCAUUGGACAGCAGCGAUGUGUGCAGACUAUUAGUGUACACUCCGAAGGUGUGUGGGCUUUGCUCAUGACGGAAAACUUUUCGCAUGUUAUUUCCGGCAGCAGGGACAAAAAAAUUAUUAUGACGGAGCUGCGCAACCCAACGAAUAGUGUGCUCAUCUGUGAGGAGAAAGCACCGGUGCUGAGUUUGUGUUACAAUAUCGACCAAACCGGUGUAUGGGCAACGACUUGGAACAGUGACAUUCGCUGUUGGAAGCUGAACAAGACAGAUAAACUGAGCAGCUAUAGUUACAGCAGUAAUAGCAGUAUCAACAGUGGCGGCGGGGGAUCCGUCGUCGGGAGCGGUGGUGGAGAUGGAAGUCAAGUAACAAACCCUGCGGCGGUGGGAUCAACAAAUACCGGGAGCUCCACCAGUAGUCAAGGAAAAGGUUACGAAGUUGCAUGCAUUAAGGGCGGAGCAGCAAUCAAGAAGUAUCAUGUUCUAAAUGACAAACGAUCCAUGCUGACGAAGGACAGCGAGCAGAAUGUGGCAAUUUACGACGUUUUGAAGGUGAAGAAGGUGGAAGACCUGGGAAAGGUUGAUUAUGAAGAGGAAAUUAAGAAAAGGAGCCAGCGGGUUUUUGUUCCAAAUUGGUUCACCGUGGAUUUGAAGACGGGGAUGCCAACAAUCGUACUGGGCCAGGAUGAGGUAGACUGCUUUGCAGCGUGGGUCUCUGCCGAAGCUGGACUUCCGGAGCACGCUGAGUCAGGCUCGGAUCCGAAGGUUAAUUACGGCAGUUUGCUGCUUCAAGCACUGUUAGAGUAUUGGAAACCACCACCGCCUCAUCAUCACCUACAGGGUGGGCCCGAUAUGGAGAAUGGUUGCGACGGGGACAUCCGGGGAAAUGAUUACUUCAUAGUUCCGAAACAUACGCCAAUCAUUUUCAGUGAAGUAGGCGGCCGAAACGUGUGUCGAUUGCUGGUGAAGGAUGCCGCCGGUGAAACAGAGAGUGCUCUGCUAAGCGAAACAGUUCCUUCCUGGGUAACCAACGUGGUAAUCGAAAGGACAAUUCCCAAGUUUAUCAAGCUUCCUUUCUAUCUGAUGGCACAUCCGUCGAUGCUGAAGCAGGAUCGCAGUAAAAAGCUUGAUUUAAUCAACCAGGAACGGCUGAUCGCGAACGAGUUCAUCCAGUGUCGGAAGGUGUGCGAGCACGUGCUGGAGAAGGUGCUCGGCGCCGACCUUCCUGCCAGCACUGGCAACUCCAACUCGUCCCAGAACAACAGCCAAAGUGAUGCCAACUCGGAGAGCAGCCAGGUGCCGGCCGAGGAACGAAUCGAAUUAUUGUGCAAUGAUGUGGUCUGUGACCCCAACAUGGAUCUCCGAACGGUGCGGCACUUCAUCUGGAAGCAAUCAUCCGACCUCACGUUUCACUAUCGAACAAAGUCGAACUAGGUGUAGAUAGCUCUGUAACAUACAACUAGCAGUGUACGUACAUGAAUGAUGCGGCAAAGCUAAUUCGCGAAAGCAGCAGGGGGCAGCUUUUCGGUGUUAAUCGAUUGAUGAAAAAAAAACUUCAGCUACUUGAGUUUACAAAAUGUCGACUUCCGAUUUAUUCUACGGCCUCCUCUCAAGAAGCAUGUUGAGCUCGAACCGUACGCGAAAAGGUAUGUUGCACGGGAUGAGUGUUUCUAGUUAGGGUGUAGGAAUGUUAUUACCUUUUUAAUAAUUUAUUUACACACUCUGGGCAAUUCUAACAUCGUAGAAGUACUUUCUCUGUUUUCUUUUUUCGCAAAACUAGUUCUUGAUCUCGAUUGGAUCGCAUUUAGUUUUACCCCGUCAACUAACUGUGUCAACUAAUUCCAGUGUGUUAGAUAAUAUUGUAGUAUGGAGCAAAAGCUGUGUACGCUGCAGAUGCUGCGAUUAUUGGAGAAAGUGUCGCGAGGGUAAUAAUCAUUGCCAAUUCAUUUAGGGAAACAAAAGUUUGGAGAAACAUAUGCUUAGCUAAGCUAGGACAACAUAGAACAAAAACUAACUAAGACAGUUCGCAGGUGAUCUGUCGUUAUCUAUGAAAAAACUCUAUACUUAUUGUAAUAUUCUAACAAUUAUUAUUAUCAGCGAGAAGUAAAAGCAAACAGAGUAACAAAAAACCACAGAUAGACAGGAGACGGACGCAUGUACGAAAUUUUCGACUACUUCAGUGCUAGAUUUAGAUAAGAGAAAAGUAAUGCAGUGCUGGAAAUAAUAAAGUAAAUAAGACCAAUCAAUUUAUUUUCCUACUAGUUUCAAAAUUUCUUCAACCAUAUUGUUUGUAUUUCAAAUUAGUGUGUGUGUUUAUUUAUUCUCGCGAGGUACAUAUCCCAUUCAGUUUAAUGUACCUUUGUAGACGAUCAAUCCGGCGCAUUCGAACGAUUGCUGACUUAGUCUCGAGAUACAACCAACUUCGGUCAAUUUGUUUUUCUCACAUUUAUGUACACUACACAUAAAAAAGUACAGGUAAACUUCGAUAUAACGUACAUUUCAUUUUCAAAUUUGUACGUUGUAUCGAAUUGUACGUUAUAUCGAAGCAUAAUAAAGUACUCACAAACGUAGUCUAUAAUACAUUAUUGUGUUGCUGUUUAAGUACAGUUAAUGAAUAACUUCAAUCAGAAGACGAAGCCAGCCUUUCUCAUGAUGUUUCCCUUCGUACUGUUGAUUAAAGCUUUAUUCAUUUAGAAUCCGGAAUCACAAAACCAGCUGUAUUUCGGGAUUGAUUGAAGGUACAAAACUUGUUUUAGCAUCACAAUACAGAUAAUUCAUUGUUCUAUUAGAAAAAUAAAAUUGAAAAAAAAAUUCCUUUAUACUUUGGAAAUGUGUACGUUAUAUCGAGGUAAAAUGUACGUUAUAUCGAGUGACGUUAUAUCGAGGGUACGUUAUAUCGAAGUUUCCCUGCACUAACAUAAAAAAGACUUCGGCAAAAUAUUGUCAACCUGCAUGUGAGGUGCGGUCUAAAUUACAACGAUGGUGAUAUCAAAUCUUUUUAUUUGCUUGAAUUUAUUUUCAAACUAUGCCAGUAUUUAUGUGUCAUCGUCGCUGUCGCCGAGGUAUAAACAUGAAACUGGAAACUGGAAACUGGUAUAAACAUGAAUUGGAAUACACAAGUUGCCUACGUGUGUUGGUAUUUCAGCGAAUAUAAGCUAUGAACCACUUCAACAUAUACUUUCUUAAUUCCAACACUGCAAAUAUAUUUCCGUAAAACAAA
Toxorhynchites rutilus septentrionalis is the source of this 4399-nucleotide messenger RNA. Its product is annotated as WD repeat-containing protein 48 homolog. Gene Ontology annotation, biological process: protein deubiquitination; double-strand break repair via homologous recombination. The coding region runs from base 472 to 2613 and encodes 713 amino acids. Gene Ontology annotation, molecular function: ubiquitin binding. Lineage: Eukaryota; Metazoa; Arthropoda; Insecta; Diptera; Culicidae. The transcript is spliced from 8 exons. The record is from RefSeq and is a predicted model, not a curated record.